Molecule: messenger RNA, 495 nt
Organism: Drosophila kikkawai
Lineage: Eukaryota; Metazoa; Arthropoda; Insecta; Diptera; Drosophilidae
Source: RefSeq, a predicted model, not a curated record
AAUUGAGGAGGCAUAAAAUCCGGCCUGGAGGAGUUUGUCAGCUGGCUUACAUUAGUGUAUCCAAUCACAGAAGCACUGAGUUUUCUGUGCAGCUGUCUCACACUCACUAACAAGAUGUACAGGUCCUGGAAUUUCCUCUCUCUCCUGAACCAACCUGAUCUGCUGAAGUCCCCUUCAGGAAGUGGCGUCAUUAACUUUUUGGUCAAGCCGUUGGACAUUGAGAUGGCCACCGCCGAUCUACUGAUCGUUGGAGCCAGGCGCCAGCGAAUGAUAGAGCUGUUCAAGAAGGAUCGCGCCUGGGAGGCAGCUGAGCUGUCCCGACUUGGCCUGAGCUGCAUCAAGGCCCCGGACUGUUAUCCCUGCUGCACGCGCUACGAGUGCGCAAAGUUGAAGCUUUAGCAUCUCAAAAAGGAGUUUUAAAUUUUCCAGUUUUACAUUAAUAUUGUCCAUUUGAUUUAUAUUUUUGAAGGCGAAAAUAGAAGAAAAAUAUCUGCA